This is a messenger RNA of Ictalurus punctatus (channel catfish), 3288 nucleotides long. Its product is annotated as ly6 domain containing, pigment cell. NCBI's taxonomy places the organism in Eukaryota, Metazoa, Chordata, Actinopteri, Siluriformes, Ictaluridae. The record is from RefSeq and is a predicted model, not a curated record. The transcript is spliced from 3 exons. The annotation marks the transcript as partial.
AAAUACUGGAGCUUAAGCUCAGGGUAUCAGAUCACUUCUGAGAAGUCUCAUCGGUGUGGAUCUCGUGUGGUGGAACGGAACAAUAAAGCUGGACCCUUGCUUCUUCUCACUCACGGCUGGUGUCUUUUUCUCUCUCCAACUGGGCUCAGAGGUAGAUUGUGUCUCACCUGUUACAAGUGCGUGUUUCCAAACAUUUCUCCACUCGACUGCCAGCAGGUUCCUAAGAAAUGUGCUGAAGGUGAGCGCUGCCUGCAUUAUACCGGCAAAGCCGUAAAGGACUCUGUGACUUUUGUGCUGAAAGACAAGAGCUGUGCCAAGGCGUCUGAGUGUGGUAUUACGGGACAGAAACGCGCCGCGGGACUCGUCUUCACCUACACCACACACUGCUGCGACACUGACCUAUGUAACGCUGUGGCCCCGCUCAGCGCCCCCUACUGGAGACGAACAGCACUUAGCCUCUGCGGCACGGUGCUCGCUGUCCUGCUGGCCUCAGUGUGAACCCCCACACACGCUACAUAUCUACUGUAUAUACCCUCUCUCACAGCUUCAAUGGUACAAACCCUCUGUAACUGACAGGAACGUUCUAGAACCUGACGAAACAUGUUCUGAUUCUAGAAUCAUGAACGCUGAUAUUACCCCUAACAUUUUCAAUAACUGGAACUAAAUACAAAAUACCUUGUUCCAAUUCAGGAACGUUAAAGUGCACUCGUGUUCUAGACACCUAACAUGUUCUGAUUCUGGAACGCUAAAGGUCAGUGAACGAUGCCAUAGUGAUGCUCCAUUUAACCGACCGUUUCACUGCUACGACCAUGUUACUGUUGUUGUUGCUUUAUUUGAUGAAUUUUAUAAAUUGCACAAGAAAGCCAUCCUAUAGGCCAUCCAUACACCAUUUUAAAACUGCCGAGGAUAACAAACACAAAAAAAGCCAUAGGCUUAUUUCCAAUGUUGUCCUCGAGGUUUAAAAACUGGUCACAUAUAAAGUGGUAAAACCACCCAUUCUAACACUUUUUAAAAUCAGUUUUAAAAAACAAAGCCAUCUUUUUACUGCCUUUCUAAAAACACCUUUAACUUGUAUCUGCUUUAUAAUACACGGUAAAUCAUUCAGUGCUAUACAGCUAGCAUUUAAAAAGGAUUUUCCCCCACUAAACUCUUAAAUCUACAAAGAUAAACACCAGUAUUACUCCUCCUAGUGCAGUGGUUCUCACCCAGGGGGCGCGGAGAGAUCGGAAUGGGGCGCAAAAUGAUGAUUUUUUUAAAUUCACAGACAUUGCAUCGUUUGGGUUCUUGGUGUAUUUUAUUGCUUUUCGAACAGAAUGUGUAUAAAUGAAAAACCCCGCGUUCCUUCUCUCCUUCUGUAUUUUACUUUUGCUGGGGGAGAGGCGGAGCUUAGCCUGACUUUUAUGUAGCUGUCAGUGCAGACCAGUGUUCCCAAAUUAGCGACUUUAAAAAAUAAAAAAUAAAAAGCGCCUAGUAACAUUUUGGACAAACCUUAGCGACUUUCCAAAUGUGGGCGGUACUGUUCUGUAAGCACGAGGUCCUGCUUUCACACUGCACUCACACCUCGCUCUCUCUCUGCGUCUGCUCUGUUCAGUGAGGGGCCGAGAGCCGGAGAUUUAACAAUGUCAUGGAUAACCAUCCGUUUACACCAUUCGCAUGAGAAUGUUUUUAGAACGCAAAAUGAAUGUAAUGUAACAUGUUUUACAUGUAAAAUAGUCCACGUUAUUACAGCCUAGUUCUCUUGUUCAAGGUAAUUAUGGUGUUUAGAAAUUUAUUAUCAUUCAUUAUUCAAUUUAUUAUCAUUCAUGUUCCAUACCUGUCCGUUAUAUAGUUUUAUAAAAGUCAUAAAAGUUAUUUUUAAAAAACUUUAGUUACACACACACACACACAUAUAUAUAUAUAUAUAUAUAUAACAGAUGAUCAUUAUAUCUGGUUUCCUCCAAUAUAUGGUCGGGGGGAUGCGUGUGCCACAUGAUAGGGAAGGCUUCAGGGGGCUUUAGUUGCAAAAGGUUGAGAACCUCUGCCCUAGUAAUGACUAUGCAAAAACAUAAUACUUUGGGACACUAUUCAUAAUCAUUUUAAACACUAAUACCAAUUUACGAAAGUUUAUUCUUUUGUCACCUUUUUUUUUUUGUAAAAACAAGUUCCCUAAAAUGUUCAUCAUUAGGAUGCAAUAUAAUUCAAUUCAAUUCAAUUUUAUUUGUAUAGCGCUUUUUACAAUAGACAUUGUCUCAAAGCAGCUUUACAGAAAUAUCAACACGGUGUACAGAUAUUAAAGGUGUGAAUUUAUCCCAACUGAGCAAGACACUGAGUGGCGACGGUGGCGAGGAAAAACUCCCUGAGAUGUUUUAAGAGGAAGAAACCUUGAGAGGAACCCGACUCAGAAGGAACCCGUCCUCAUCUGGGUAACAACAGAUAGUGUGAAAAAGUUCAUUAUGGAUUUAUAUGAAGUCCGUAUAAUAUAAUAUAACUCUGCUCAAUUUAUUUUGAGCAGUCUGCCAUUUUCUUUUGGUACAUUUAGAUAUACCGCUACACCAAAAUGAUGCAGCAGCAUCGUAAUGUGGCUGCACUAACGCUCUAGCUAACAUUUUAAGUUUGAAAGUCUAAAAAAAAAAAAAAAAAAAGUCAUUUGUCUUGCUAGAAAUUUUAUCCUGCUACAAAAUCUUCAUGUGGAUUAAAGCAGCCAUAUUGUCUCCCGACACUUUACUACAGUGUCUAACACACCCCAGGUACUUUACUUCUUGUUUAGACCCAAUAAUCAUAUCCCCGACCUUCAUUUCUACUCUAGAACUUUUUCUUUUUUUUAACUUUGGCACUCGAACCAAAUAAUAUAGACUCAAAUAUAGAGGCAAAGCGAGCUUAUUAUCUAUAAACCAUUCAGAAACCCCUUCAAUCUCUCUGUUUAGCUCGGCUUCAACUGUUUCUUUCUCAUCAUGAAAAACUAUUAUUGCUGCACUGUCUGCAUAUAAUAUAAGUUUGUACAAUAAUGAACGAUUUCACUCGGACGUCAUGUUGAUGUAAGGCGUAAACCAUGGAAAUGUGACUAGCGGUUGAUGUGAAAAGCAAUUUCAGGGUAAUUUAAUUCGUAAAGAGUCUUUCCCUAGAGAUUUACCAACAUGUCUGAAGGACACGUUGACGUUCUGGAUGGUUCUGUCUGGUUUCCAUAGUCACUGUGGUUUUACGACGUCUGUAUGGAAAGAUUCAGCUAUACAGGAGCUAGCUAAAUUGUUUGCUUUGGUAAUUCUUGUUCUGUUCUGAGUCAAGAAAAUAUUAAAAUCAUUCUAUCAGGUU